Athalia rosae (coleseed sawfly) is the source of this 1807-nucleotide messenger RNA. It is a transcript of the gene Zasp66, whose product is annotated as PDZ and LIM domain protein Zasp. The transcript is spliced from 10 exons. Gene Ontology annotation, cellular component: Z disc; stress fiber; filamentous actin. NCBI's taxonomy places the organism in Eukaryota, Metazoa, Arthropoda, Insecta, Hymenoptera, Athaliidae. The record is from RefSeq and is a predicted model, not a curated record. Bases 222 to 1175 code for a protein of 317 amino acids. Gene Ontology annotation, biological process: muscle structure development; actin cytoskeleton organization. Gene Ontology annotation, molecular function: muscle alpha-actinin binding; actin binding.
GAGUAACAAGACGUCGAAGAGAUCGAAUGUGUUUUAGCAUCGUCAAAGUCAAAGCGCAGUAAAAAGUUCAUCUCGAAUCGACGCGCGGUGCACCGGAGAUAAAAUAAAACCUCGUUCCGACAAUUGGCGUGUAGAUUCUCUCGUCUGGGAUCGUGGAAUCGCGUUCAUUUCAUCGAGGAAACGAGUAGGUCGUAAAGAGAAAUCAAAAGAAAUAGAAAAUAAUGACCAACACCAAGAAACAAACCGUUGUCGUUAAACUUCGACGAAACGGUUGCGAUCAGCCUUGGGGAUUUAGAAUCGCUGGUGGGGCGGAUUUGGGAACACCUAUCGUCGUCACCCGGUCGGAGAACGAAGACCUCCUGAAGGGUGACGUGAUAAAAAAGAUCGACGACUACGACGCUAGGGAUGUGCGUCACGUGGACGCCCAGAAUCUACUGCAAAAGUCUGAGUCAAUUAAACUUGUCGUUGAAAGGUCGAAGAUACCGCAGCCCCAGAAAGUGCUGCCGAAAAGUCCUGUGCCCGUUCAGAUUCCCAUCCAAUACGAAACACCUUCGAGAAGGUCACCGGAGGGGGCUAUCCAAAUGUCUCAUAAUUACAUGGACGAGGUCAGGGAAGAACGCAAUUAUCUCUACCAGCCGUACCGCACAACGCCGUUGGUGUUGCCGGGUGCUAAAGUAAAGAAAGAUGCCCCCAUCGGAGAAUCCUAUCUUCGCCAUCAUCCGAAUCCGAUGAUAAGAGCCGCACCUCAUCAUUACGACGCACCGUUACCGGAAGUGGCAAUGAAGCAAAAAGUCGCAGAGACAGUGCUCCAGCGAGUGUUGGGACCAAAUGAUGUUCCAAAGGUUGUUCAUAAGCAAUUCAAUUCACCGAUUGGACUUUACUCCGAACAAAAUAUCGCAGAUACGAUUAAAUGCCAAACAUCGGCAGUCCCCUUGAAGAGGGGCCCAGUCAAGUACGAUCCGAGCAAGAGCGAGGCCUACAAAGCUCUGCAAGAAGAGGCUCUCGGGGAUGUCGUACAAGAAGUUAGACAACCUGCCCGUACAGGAGUAUUUUCACCGCACAAGGCCAACCAAAGCAAGAUCCACCAGCCCGUUUCCAAGAGUUCUUACGGUGCAGGAAUGCGUAGACGUCCCUUCCCUCUCCCUUUCGUUAAGGAUCGCGUCAACGACUUCUAAUUUUGUUCGCAAAAUUUGUGAAUUCUCUAAACGACUCCACCGAGACGAUCCAUCAGAGUGGAAGUUUCAAGAGGAUUAUGUACAGCGUCCUGGGGCAGACCGAUUAUUAAACCGACCAUCCGACUAACAUAUUUAUUUAUUUACUAUUAAAUUAUAAUAUUUAUUCUCAAAAUAAAUGUAAUUUAAUAUACAUAUACCCUUCCGCAUAAACUCUUUUUCGCUCUUGUACCAUAAAAAAUGAAUAAAUAAAUAAAUGAAAAACAAUAAGAAUCGAAAUAAGAGCGAGAAAAGACACGUGUACUUGUUAAUUAUGACUGGAAAUAUGUAGUAUGUAUUAUUUAUUCAUAAAAUAAAAUACAUGAUCGGUUUUGAGUCGAUUUCCUUUUAUGUAGUAUUAUUAGAUUAUAUUUGUUUUGAGACUCUCGCAACGCUCGUGUGACGGUAUAUAAUACCUAAUAUCUAAUCUACUGCUCUACAAAUAUAUGCUGAUAACAAUUACAAAUGUCAUUGAAACUCAAAAUUAUUGUACUCAUAUACGUACGUACAUACGUACGUACAAAUUAUUACACGAUCGUGAUUUGUAAUUUAUUAUAAUGUACUUUUCAGUGCUCACAUACAGUUUAUUUCUCCUU